Schistosoma mattheei is the source of this 1737-nucleotide messenger RNA. Lineage: Eukaryota; Metazoa; Platyhelminthes; Trematoda; Strigeidida; Schistosomatidae. The record is from the annotation of a GenBank genome assembly.
AUUUUCGAUGUUCGUUGUUGGAAGGCCGUUCUUCAUUUGGCGGUCUUUAGUCCGUUCUGGUUGGCGGUCUAUUUAGUUCUCACUUUCCCUUAUAUGAUGUUCGUGUUGAAUAAUGGGAGUUCACUUCCCCCAUUGAAUCUUAUAACCAUGGCUACUGUAAUCGAAGCAAAUGGGCCAGUUUACAAUGGACCUGGAGCCAGCAAACCUAGCUCCCCAUUUGUACUCUGUAAUCUUGAGUUAUCUCAGCGUGCUGCUGUAGAAAAGGCCAAAAAGUAUGCAAUGGAACAAAGUAUACGUUCGGUGCUUUUGCGUCAAACUCAGUCACAGCAGUCUCUCCAACUAAAUAAUAUAAAAAAGAAUCAAACUGUUGCACUUCUGAAUCGCGUUUACGUUGGCUCAAUAGCAUAUGAUGUAAAGGAAGACAGUCUAAAACAAGUGUUUUCACCGUUUGGUCCUAUUAAGUCUGUGAAUUUAAGUUGGGAUCCUUCUACACAAAAACAUAAAGGGUUCGCAUUUCUUGAGUUUGAAUACCCCGAAGCUGCACAAUUAGCUAUUGACCAAAUGAACGGUACUAGCUUUGGUGGGAGGCAGUUAAAAGUUGGUAGACCAAGUAACCUAACAAACGCCGAACCUGUCAUAAAUGAGCUAGUUAAUGAACACAAUCUUCAUAACCGCAUUUACGUUGCUGGCAUACACUUAGAUCUCACUGAAGAUGAUGUUUCUUUAGUAUUUGAAGCUUUUGGGAAAAUAGUGUUUUGCAAGCUUCAACCUGAUCCAACUAGACCGAUGCGCCAUAGAGGUUUUGGUUACAUAGAAUAUGAAUCCACUCAGAGUGCAGCUGAUGCUGUUGGUAGCAUGAAUCAGUUCAAUCUUGGUGGACAGCUUUUGAGAGUAUGCAAAGCUAUCUCACCCCCGGAUGGUAUUUCAAGUGCCAGUUCUUCUAAUCUCCCACCAGCAGCAGCAGUGGCUGCGGCUUCCGCUACUGCUAAAGUUCUAUCAAUGGAAACAGAGCAGCUCCCUGUGAAUUCUUAUUCAAAGCAACCCGAAGUGGCUCAUCCUGUAGUACUGAAUACUCUGUCCUCCACAACAACACAGUCUACCAAUCUUACCAACAGCUCUUUACCUACAUGUUCUCCCACAACAGUCCCAACUACUGGUCAAUCAACACUUGAUCAGCCCUCAUUAAGUGCUGAAUUUAAUGCAACAUUCACACAUGUGAAUAAUUACAAUGAGAAUUCUAAUGCUGUUGCUGUAGGGACUUGGCAACCUGAGGUGCCUGGGCAAUAUUCACAUGCCCAACCCUCCUCUGCAUCUCCAAGUAGCUUCACAUCUCAUUCUGCUUCCUCCGGAAAUCCAAACUUUUUCUCAGGCGGUGUUUUGAUUUUACGUAAUAUGGUCGGUCCAGAAGAUUGCGAUGACGAACUGGAAGGAGAAGUGGCCGGAGAGUGUUCGAAAUAUGGAUCGGUUGAAAAAGUGUUAAUUCACCAAGACAGUGCUCAUGAGACAAAUGAAGAAUUCGUCAAUAUUUUUGUUGUAUUUUCUGACCCGUGUUCAGUACACAAUGCUGCAAAUGCAUUAAAUAAGCGCUACUUCGCUGGAAGACAAAUAACUGCCGAGCCAUAUGAUGUGGAAGCUUUUAUGAUGAAUGACUUAUCUCGUUAACUUUUUAGGUGUACCGUUUUCCUCUAACAGCCUUGUUUCUUGUAAAUACUAAAUAUAUACAUGAUUUUGAUGUUA